This is a messenger RNA of Nothobranchius furzeri (turquoise killifish), 1351 nucleotides long. RefSeq names its product centromere protein L (gene cenpl). NCBI's taxonomy places the organism in Eukaryota, Metazoa, Chordata, Actinopteri, Cyprinodontiformes, Nothobranchiidae. The record is from RefSeq and is a predicted model, not a curated record.
AUUGGCUGAGCUGAACCACGUGGCAUAAUGGUAAAGCGCGGCGUUCAAAUAUUGCUUCCGGUUUGUCUUUACGGUACACCAAAAUGGAGAGGCCUCAAACAAGGACUCCUCUCUCUGGUGGUGUGGAGAAGAGGAUGAGCAAGAGUCGGAGCUACCGUCUGUCGCUCCGUAGCUGUGUUUCUUCAAGGCUUGGUCUGACUCCAGGAUGGACUACACGGAGACUCAACAGCAAGAGAAAAGCUCCAAAGUCUCAGAACAUCACUAACCAGGUGAGUCCAGAUCACCUGGCUCUGCUGGUGAAACACGAAUGGCAGCUGUCGUACGUUAGCCCCCUCUACCACUUCAGACACACCCAACUCAAAAGCUACGCGAGACAGCUGUCAGCGUUCAUCGCCGCAGAGAAGCAGCAGGGUUUGGCUGUGGAAGUGGGAAUUCAGGACAGCUUCAAGGUCUCGUUUUCUGGGGUGCAGGGGUUGGCGGUGGCGGAUGAUGACCCGGAGACGGUCCUCAUACAGGUGCACACAAAGCCAGUGUUUGCUCAGCAGGACGAUCCUCUGAAGUUGGUGUGGAGUGGCUGGCUGACCUGCUGCAACGGUAGUCCUGAAUAUCUGCACUCACUUCCCAAAGACUUCACCUGUCUGCCUCUGUUUGGCAGCAGUGGAGCUCAAAAUCUCACCUCCUUGGUCAAAUCCUGGUUUCAGAAGAAUUUUGACUGCUCUUUCGGACCCCUGGAGAUCAACCACACCAGCCUGGAAUGGCUUGUGGCCUUAUGGACGAAUUGUAACACAGAAACCAAUAUCCAGAACCUGAAAAUGCUUUGGACUCUGCCGGUUGAGCCGCCGCUUCAGGUAACCUAUGUCGUCGAGGGCAAUGACGCAUGGGACCUGUGGAGCAGCCUGCAGCAGAGGUCAGAGGGGGACGGUGGCGAGGAAGCGGGCUGGAUUGGCAUCGAGGAGGUGACGGCCUUCAUGCAGGGACUCAAGAAUCACUUCUACCGACACUUCAGGUUGGAGCUUUCAGCCGGGAACUUGAGCCAGGUCUCCACAUCGCUUGGAUCGGCUAAAUGCAACGGCAAGAUCAAGGUGUCCAACAGCAGAUAUAUGAUCACCACCCUGACUCUGCUGACAGAAUGUGCCCUCCUGAAAAUGCCCGUCUGACCCUGGAGACCAACAGCAACACCGUCUUCUUUUUAUCAUUGCAGAAAGCACCGGGUCAAACAGAAAAGCAGCCCGUUGUUUUGUUUUUUUAAAUACAUUGUCUACUGGAGAAUCGUGAUUAGCAUGAUUUAUGUUUCCGACUUUAGACGUUUUGUGCUUUAAUGUAUUAAAUUUACAAGUCAUUUUAUUUUUCA